This is a messenger RNA of Mauremys reevesii (Reeves's turtle), 4142 nucleotides long. Its product is annotated as pyrethroid hydrolase Ces2e-like. The record is from RefSeq and is a predicted model, not a curated record. The transcript has 13 exons. Lineage: Eukaryota; Metazoa; Chordata; Testudines; Geoemydidae. Bases 760 to 2472 code for a protein of 570 amino acids.
GGUGCCGGGAUCGGAGACGCGGGGCGGGGCGGGGUCUCCCUGGCAGCCGCGGAGCUCGCGGGGCUGCCCCCCCCCCCCGCACAGACAGUCAGCAGCGCGUCGUCCCCGCGCGCCCAGGCAUCAGCAGUGACGCGCCUGCUGAGUCCUGUGCAGCGAGCGAGCGAGGUGCCUGGGGUGGGGGAAGGGGCUGGAUGCAAACAAAAGCCCAUAAAGUGCAUCCCCCCCAGACACCUGAAACCAGCCCCUCCGCCGCAGGGCUCCCACGCGAGACGCUCGCAAGCCCCCCUGGCACCUGCCUGGGAAGGUGGCGCAGCAGCACCUCAGCCCCAUCACAUGUAGCUGCGAAGUGCUUGUUUUUUGCAACCCACCCGAGCAAUCCCAAAAUGCAGCUUUGGGGGUUGUAAACUCCCUGGGGGCAAUGACUAGUUUGUCUGCAAAGUGCCAGACAUACCGGUGAUCACAGAAAGAAUGAUGAACUGUAGAACUGCUUUGUAGGGAGUUCCCUGGUAGAUAAGGGAUCAGGGUUGGUCUUGGCAGCUCUUGUUCAACCUGUCUUCAGAACUGGUCUUUUUAUUCACUUCGGGAUUGGGUGGAAAUUAAUUCCCUUCUAACACAUACCACCAGGGCCUUUACCUAAUCGCUGUUUGGCUCCAGAGUUUAGUAACAAGCCCUUAGUCAGUCUUCUGGUAAUGUGACCGUUGUGCCUGCAUUUGGCAAUUAAAAGAAGGGAAGUAGCAGUUGAUUAGUGUAGACCUGAAAAUGCAACGGGCUGUCAGGAUUUGGCUGUUCGGGUCUCUGAUUUGUGCUGCAUGGUUCGUUGAGAUUGCAACUGAGGGGCAUAAAGGUGCACAACCAGAAGUGACUACCAAAUAUGGGCGACUUCAAGGAAAACAGACCAGCGUGAAAGGAACAGACAGGCUCGUGAAUGUUUUUCUUGGAAUUCCUUUUGCAAAACCACCUCUUGGAUCCUUGAGAUUUUCCCCACCACAACAAGCAGAGCCAUGGAAAGGUCUGAGAGCUGCAACUUCCUACCCACCAAUGUGCCUACAAGACACCGAGUGGAUAAAGACAUGGACAACAAUGUUAAAAGCUGUAUGUCCUCCCUUAACAGUUUCUGAAGAUUGUUUGUAUCUGAAUGUUUACACGCCUGCCCAUUCAAACAAGAAGGCUAAGUUACCUGUUAUGGUGUGGAUCCAUGGAGGAGCUUUGCUGCUAGGUGCGGCUUCGAUUUAUGAUGGGUCAGCACUAUCUGCCUAUGAAGAUGUGGUGGUAGUAGCUGUCCAGUAUAGGUUAGGUAUCACUGGAUUCUUUAGUACUGGUGAUGAACAUGCUCGUGGAAACUGGGGCUUAUUGGAUCAAGUGGCAGCUUUGCAGUGGGUUCAGGAAAAUAUUGAGUUUUUUGGAGGAGAUCCAGAGUCUGUUACCAUAUUUGGAGAAUCUGCAGGAGGAUUUAGUGUUGGAGCACAUAUUUUAUCACCAUUGUCAAAAGGUUUGUUCCAUAAAGCCAUAUCACAAAGUGGAGUUGCUCAGCUUCCUGGCUUCUUUAUUUCCCAUCCUCAAGCAGUUGCUAGUGUAAUUGCUAAUAUAUCUGGCUGUGAGACAACCAGUUCUGCAAUGGUUCACUGUUUAAGGAAGAAAAUGGAUAAGGAACCAAUGACCGUGAGUGCUGAUCUAAUUAAGCAAGUGGCAUAUAUCCCUGCAGUUAUAGAUGGUGUGUUUAUUCCAAAGAAACCCGAAGAGCUGCUGGCUGCCAAAGAAUUCAGUACUGUCCCAUAUAUAAUAGGAGUAAAUAACCAUGAAUAUGGCUGGAUUAUUCCUUCAGUCACUAUACAGGCAUUUAACUUUUCUGGCAUAGAAGAAGGGAUGGAGAAACAAGCCAUAAUCUCAUCAUUGCAGUCAACAUGGUCACUAUUGAACUUUCCAUCUGAAUCUGUGUCUGUGGUAGCAGAUGAAUAUUUAGGAGACACAGAUGAUCCUGCUGAGCUGCGAGACCGAUUUCAGGAUCUGAUGGGAGAUAUCCUCUUUGUUAUUCCAGCUCUUCAAGUGUCUAAAUAUCAUAGAGACUCUGGCGCUCCUCUCUACUUUUAUGAAUUUCAGCAUCGACCCAGUACUUUUAAAGAUUCUAAGCCAGAUUUUGUAAAAGCGGAUCAUGGAGAUGAAGUUGGCUUUGUUUUUGGUGGGCCGUUCUUGAGAGGUGAUUCAGUCAUAGUUGCUGAUGCUACAGAGGAAGAGAAACACCUAAGCCGAACGAUAAUGAAAUAUUGGGCUAAUUUUGCACGAAAUGGAAAUCCUAAUGGCAAGGGAUUGGUGGAAUGGCCACUCUAUGACUUGAAUGACCAAUACCUGGAAUUAAAUUUAAAGCAAAAGAAAGCAGAAAAACUGAAAGGGAACAGAGUGGAGUUCUGGACAAAGAUCUUCCCUGAAAAAGUGAAGGAAAUAACUGAAGAGAAGAAAGAGCACUCAGAGUUAUAAAUGAUAAUGUUUAAAUUUGUAGCUUUCAAUUUGUCACAACAAAAUUCUACCAGAUAAUAUUGGUUCAAUAGAAAAAGUUUAAUCAUGUUAGCACAUUUUUUUUAGUUUGAUUGAGGGAAAUGAGAGCAAAGCUCUGGACACUACAGAGAUUUUGUUGCUAACUAGUGAAAUAUGUGACAGAGGAAAACUCCAGAUCAUUUACAUUAAAUAAUGGGAAAUAUUAACAAUUGAAACAGUGGAUUAACUCCCCAACAGAAAUAAUUGAGGCACUGUCACUAGGAAUGUUGGAGGGGAAGACUAGAUAUAGUAUUUAGGGAUUUAAUGUAAAGGAUAAUCUUGUAUUAGAGGAAGUACAGGGAGAUAAAACUCUGUAUCUCAGGAAGAGACCCAUCAUCUGAGCUAUGAAUCCAACAUGGUGUGUAUCUUUUAAACAGUAACACGUAUUCCCCUCAAAUAGCUACAUUUUGAUACUGGACUGGAAUAAAAUAUUUGGAACAGAAAUGAUUUCAAAUAUCAGAAAAGUCUGAUGGGGAAAUAUUAAAAAUAUAGGGCCAAAGUAUAUCCUGAGAUGCAUGCUUCUGUUUUCUGUUUCCUCAACCAGACUUUGAAUGAUGCUAGAUAGGGCUUUUUAUUUUAUAUUAAUGUUUUGGAGGAUUUUUUUUUCAAAUUGUAAAUGGAAGAUCCCACAUGCAAAGGUUGUUAGCCAAUCUCAAUGUACAUACACAUAUAUGUAAUAUUGCUGAAAGCUUAACCACACUCUCUCAUAACCAAACACAGUGCAAAUAACUCACCAAGAAAAGAAACAUUAACAUCUUUUUCCAAAAUUAAAAAAAUCUCUUUUGCCAUCUGACAUUCUUCAGUAAUAUGCACAACAUUCUAUUUUGUAUCAGAUAAUUUCCCUUUGUUAUUCAUUUGUCUUUUACUCUUCCCUGGAUAAAUCAAAGCAAUGGAAAAUGAAAUCAUCUGAGCCACUGAAAUUUUCUUUGUUUACUGAGACUUCAGAUUUUAUGUUGUUGUGUGUGAUCAAAAAUGGAUAAAACGGAUAAAAAUUUAAUACAAUAACAGCAAUAAAGAUGUGAUACUCAAACAAAAAUUAGUUGCAUGUAUUAAGUAACUAUUUAAAGACACAGCAAAAGUUGUCUCAGUGUUACUCACAAUGUUACAUACUGAAAUGCUCAUCAUACAAAGACAGGAUUCUGCUUAUAAUCAAGACAAAUAAGUAUGUAUAGUACUGCAUAUUUCAGCCUGGAAUCUCUCCUUGGAAGACACCUUCAGAAGCUCUUCCCAUGAUGUUUAUACUGUUCUGAAAUUGUUUUCAAGCAUGUUAAAUCCAUCCCUGCAGGGUGGAUUAAGGCUAAGGCAGGGUACUUAUGAUUUGGAACUCAUGGUUCCAGCUACAUCAAGAAGGCAGAGCAGCCAGAAGCAACACACAGCUCAGAUGAUUGCUGUGGACCAGCUGGGUUGAUUCAUUUAGGAGGAAGCUCAAGGAUUCAGAUGUGCGAAAAGGAAGAAAAGAACCCAUCUGCAGAAGCUGAAAAGGAAAGUCCAGCCUGAAGAGGGGCUGGACUGAGAGAGGACUGCUUGUGAGAAACAGAAGCUUGGUGGAUCUGACCCCAGUAUGCUGGGCCGGCUCUAAGUUUUUUUUGCUGCCCCAAGCAAAAAAAAAUUUA